Molecule: messenger RNA, 246 nt
Organism: Brenthis ino (lesser marbled fritillary)
Lineage: Eukaryota; Metazoa; Arthropoda; Insecta; Lepidoptera; Nymphalidae
Source: the annotation of a GenBank genome assembly
AUGAAUUCAGACUUCUACCAACAAAGAAUACCAAAUAAGCUAUUUCUUAUUCAAAUUAUUGGAUAUGAUGAAGAACGUGCAGCACAAAACGAAUCGACAACUGCAAAUGUCAUCGUGAAGCCGAAUGCGAGCCUUGAGUUGAAACGAGUGGGGCCAAAUUUAGCUAAUUUGCGUGCAUCUAAAUCGCGAGUCACGUUCAAAAACAAAAGGCCCGCGGCGACCACCGCCGCGCUUUCCGAGAACUCU